Molecule: messenger RNA, 1377 nt
Organism: Metarhizium brunneum ARSEF 3297
Lineage: Eukaryota; Fungi; Ascomycota; Sordariomycetes; Hypocreales; Clavicipitaceae
Gene: RVB1
Product: RuvB-like helicase 1
Biological process (GO): regulation of transcription by RNA polymerase II; chromatin remodeling; box C/D snoRNP assembly
Cellular component (GO): Ino80 complex; NuA4 histone acetyltransferase complex; Swr1 complex
Molecular function (GO): ATP hydrolysis activity; DNA helicase activity; ATP binding
Source: RefSeq, a predicted model, not a curated record
AUGGUCCAGAUCAGCGAAGUCAAGGGCAACAAGCGGGACAACCGCACGGCAGCUCAUACACAUAUCAGGGGACUUGGGCUGAAGUCUGAUGGGUUUGCGGAGAAGAAUGCGGCUGGAUUUGUAGGCCAAGUUCCGGCCCGAGAGUCGUGCGGCGUCGUGGUCGAUCUGAUUCGGUCUCACAAGAUGGCUGGCAGAGGGGUGCUUCUCGCGGGAGGACCUGGCACGGGAAAGACGGCGCUCGCGCUCGCCGUCAGCCAGGAGUUGGGAACCAAGAUCCCGUUCUGCCCCAUUGUCGGCAGCGAAAUCUACUCGACCGAAGUCAAGAAGACGGAGGUGCUCAUGGAGAACUUCCGGAGGGCAAUCGGCCUCAAGGUCAGGGAGACCAAGGAGGUCUACGAGGGCGAGGUCACGGAGCUCACGCCGGAGGAGGCCGAGAACCCGCUGGGCGGCUACGGCAAGACCAUUAGCACGCUGCUCAUCGGGCUCAAGAGCGCCAAGGGGCAGAAGAAGCUCCGCCUCGACCCCAGCAUCUACGAGGCGAUCCAGAAGGAGAGGGUGACGGUCGGCGACGUCAUCUACAUCGAGGCCAACACGGGCGCCUGCAAGCGGGUGGGCAGGUCGGACGCCUACGCGACCGAGUUUGACCUCGAGGCCGAGGAGUACGUGCCCAUCCCCAAGGGCGAGGUGCACAAGAAGAAGGAAAUCGUGCAGGACGUGACUCUACACGACCUGGACGUGGCCAACGCCAGACCGCAAGGCGGUCAGGACAUCAUGAGCAUGAUGGGCCAGCUCAUGAAGCCCAAAAUGACUGAGAUUACGGAGAAACUACGCGCCGAAAUCAACAAAGUGGUCAGCAAGUACAUCGACCAAGGCGUGGCUGAACUCGUUCCGGGCGUGCUCUUCAUUGACGAAGCGCACAUGCUUGACGUAGAAUGCUUCACCUACCUCAACCGGGCUCUGGAAUCGCCGAUUGCGCCGAUUGUGGUCCUGGCGUCAAAUCGCGGAAUGUGCACAAUAAGAGGCACUGACGACAUUGUCGCUGCCCACGGCAUUCCAACCGACUUUCUCGCGCGGCUGCUCAUUAUUCCUACCGCCCCUUAUCAAGCCGACGAGAUCAAGCAGAUUGUGCGGAUACGAGCCUCCACCGAGGGCGUCGCCAUCACGGAUGCGGCUAUAGACAAGAUCUCGGACCAUGGCGUGCGCAUUAGCCUUCGGUAUUGCUUGCAGCUACUGACCCCGGCAAGCAUUCUUGCAAAAGCCAACGGCCGCUCCCAGAUUGACGUCCAAGACGUUGGCGAGUGCGAAGACCUGUUCCUCGACGCUCGCCGUAGCGCUUCGCUAUUGAGCAGCGAAGCUGGACGUGACUACAUCUCGUAG